Carcharodon carcharias (great white shark) is the source of this 4669-nucleotide messenger RNA. RefSeq names its product tetratricopeptide repeat protein 7A-like. Gene Ontology annotation, cellular component: plasma membrane. Bases 385 to 2952 code for a protein of 855 amino acids. NCBI's taxonomy places the organism in Eukaryota, Metazoa, Chordata, Chondrichthyes, Lamniformes, Lamnidae. Gene Ontology annotation, molecular function: protein binding. The record is from RefSeq and is a predicted model, not a curated record. Gene Ontology annotation, biological process: protein localization to plasma membrane; phosphatidylinositol phosphate biosynthetic process. The transcript is spliced from 20 exons.
AAAUUGUGAAUCAAUUUAUAGGAGUUGGAGACAUUUGCAGAAUAAGAGUUGCAGAAAAUGUGCUUGUUUUAUUUGUUUUAAGAAUGCUUUGUAUCAGUGGAUAUUUUCCUUUUUUUCCUAAGAGGAAAGUUUGGGGCCAGUCUUAAACAUUGAGGAAGGGUCAUGCGGACUCGAAACGUUGACUCUGUUUCUCUCUCCACAGAUGCUGCUAACUCUGCUGAGUUUUUCCAGCAUUUUCUGUCCUAGUCUCAAGCAUUGCCUUUUGUUUCUGGCUUUAAACCGGGGAUAAAACUAUAAGUCCCAGCGUGCUCUGCGUUGUCACGCAGGCGCAGUGACUGUUUCGGGUGUUUGGCAGUAGUUCCUUUUCUGGUGGGACAAACUGCAAUGGCUUCCAGGAUAUCAUUCUCACAGUACAAGUUAGAAGCAGAAAUAGAAAAGUGCAGAGGAGAAUGUCAGUGGGACAAAGUUCAAAACCUUGUGAAGCAACUGCCUCCCAAAACUUCGGAGAAUGAUGAUUUUGGAAACCUGCUGCUUGCUGAAGCCCUCCUGGAACAGUGCCUCAAGGAAAACACAAGCAAGCUGAAAGAUUGCACUCCGCUAAUGGAAAAGAAUGAACCCAAAAUGAGAGACGCCAAAAAGCACUUGAGCAGUAUAUUAAACAGAGGCAAACUGCAACACAAUCUGAUGACUGAAGCCAUUCUUACCUUAGCAAAACUGCAUUUUGUGGAGGGGUCAUAUCGUGAUGCGCUCAGCAUGUAUGCCCGCAUAGGAUUCGAUGACCUUUGUAUUGAAGAUGAACCACUUUAUAAGAAAAGACUGUUAGCAGAAGCCUCAGUUAUUAAAGGCUUGUCUCUCGAGCGGCAGGCUUCAUCUGUUACCUCACGGGUUCGCCUGUUUGAACGAGAGGAGGAGAUAAUGUCAUGUUUUGAGAAAGCUGGUGACAUUGCUCUGGUCUAUUUACAAGAAGGAGAGCGGGCCAUGAUCAGCACUCACUCUAGAGCUACAAAGGGGAAUGUGCCUGUUCAGGAGAUGGAGCUCACUUACUUUCUUGAAGCUGCAUUGCAAAGUGCUUAUGUGCAUUACUUCAAAAAAGGGAACAUAGUCAAGGGAGUAAAACGAAUUCGGGAAACACUAAGAGCUGUAGAAACGAGAGCCACACAGAAUUUCAGAAUGACAAUAGCCAAGCAACUGGCUGAGGUGCUUCUGCACAAUCUGUGCGAGGACAGUUACUGGAAUCCAUUUUCAGACCCACCUCCUGAUCUGCUCAAAAAUGAGGACAGUGGCCCUUUUCUGACCACGCUAACCACCGGUCCUCAACUCUAUCAAGGAGACAAUCUCUUCUGCCCACGGGACAUUGUUGAAGAAGUACUCCUACUCCUUCUAAUCAGCGAGUCAAUGGCAAAUCGAGAUGGUGUAAUAAGUCGUGCGCCAGACCAGAGAGAGGACCGCAGCAUCAGCUUCCAGAAUGCCUCUGCCUUGUAUGACCUCUUGAGCAUAACUAUGGGCAGAAGGGGACAGUAUGAAAUGCUCUCAGAAUGUUUGGAGAGAGGGAUGAAGUUUGCAUUCGAUGAAUUCCACCUGUGGUAUCAGUUAGCACUUUCACUGGUAGCUUGUGGCAAGUCAACUUGGGCUGUUUCUGCUCUCAGAGAGUGUGCACAACUCCAUCCCAAUGAUCCAAGCAUACCACUCAUGGCUGCCAAGGUCUGCAUUGGAUCUCUGCAAUGGCUAGAAGGAGAGCGGUUUUGCAAGAUUGUAACAACUAUGGGGGAAGAAGCUGGUGAAUUUCUUACCAAGGGCUACCUGGGCCUAGGGCUGGCCUACAGUCUCCAAGCUACAGAUGCUACAUUAAGGAGCACCCGAGAUAAACUCCACAAGAAAGCAUUGGAAGCUCUCAAAAGAGCACACAACUUGGAUUCUGAUGAUCAUCGGAUUGCUUUAUACCUAUCCCUGCAAUUGGCGUUCAACAGGCAGAUCUCUGAAGCUAUUGAACAGUUACACGUAGCACUUAAGCUCAGGAAUGAUGACAUGCAUUCUCUCCACUUGCUGGCACUUCUGUUUUCUGCCAAAAAGCAUUAUCAACGUGCUCUGGAAGUCAUCAACAUGGCAGUCAAUGAAUACCCAGAAAACGUCAGUUUACUUCACACUAAAGUCAAACUUGAGGCAGUUCACAAAGGACCCGAGGAAGCUCUUGAAACCUGCAAACACAUGUUAAACGUGUGGCAGACAACACACACAUCACACUUCAGUGACUGCGACAAAGAUAGCAGUCUAGCUGAGGGAGUGCUGACCGAGAAAAGGAGCACUGUUCCAAGUAGUGUAGUUGAGGGCACAGCAGCUGAGAAGCGAAGCACUGUUCAUCUCACUUUUCCUGAUUUUCACGAGGCUGAUUCAGGUUCUCUGCAUGUCCCAUCAGUUGCCGCUUCCCGAAUCGAACUGGCCAUGUCUGAUGAGUCUGCACAUAGCAUCACUGUAAAACAUGCCCCAAAGCAGCUGUCCGUCCUUCUGGAGCAAGUUUGGCUGCAGGCAGCUGAACUUUUUAUCGAGCUACAAAGGACCAAAGAAGCCUCCUUCUGCAUCCAAGAGGCAGCAAAUCUUUUCUCUAUGUCACAUGAUGUAAUGUUUAUGCGUGGGAGGCUGGCAGAGGUGACAGGUAACUUGAAGGGAGCCAAGCACUUUUAUGAUGAGACUCUCGCCAUGUAUCCAAGAAGUGCAAAGAUCAUGGAACACUUGGGAAGGACGCUGCACAAAAUGGGCCGGAGUAGCUUGGCAGAGAAGUUUCUGAGAGAUGCUGUUCAGGCUGAGCCGACGUCCCACGAGGCCUGGAACAGUUUGGGGGAGGUGGUGCAAAGCCAAGGGAAAAAUGAAGAAGCUGUGGAAUAUUUUCUUACUGCAUUAGAGCUGGAAGCCAGCAGUCCCAUAGUCCCGUUCACUGUCAUACCGAGAGAGCUUUGAAAUCAAUCACACGGGUCACAUUUAGUAUAUCUUGCAUUUUUCUUCCCAAAGAUUUAACUCGUUGAUUCAUUGAGCAGUAUUCAGCUACAAAAUACCCAGGGUACAAUCAUUCUGAGCUUUUUUAGCCAAUUUUCUUAUUACCAAGAGUUCAUAAAGGCCUCCAUUCCCUGCCAGCUCCCACCAGAAUAGGCCGGAGUUUUAUCACUCAUAGCAAUUCUUUUGAAACUGUGCGAGACAUAGCAUGAGACAUUUUGUGGGUUCAGCAUCUUACACAGGAUAGUAUCCAGAGCAGGAGAUCAUUAUUCCACAGCAGCUGCAGUGGCAUCUUUCCAGAAUAGCCUGACUGUGCUGCACCAAGAGGCCGAGCUAGAUCUGUGUGACUGCCCUCAAACAACAUGCACAUUACAGUAUGACCGUUCUUCUUCCAAGGGCCCAAGAAUCAGAAUUCUAUUUCCUCCUCCUUGUGCUGGAAGUCAGACUUUAAUUGAGGGAGUUAUCAGGGACCUUCCUGCUGCAUAGUGCAACCACUUUUAAUAUUUUUGGGUAAAAUACAGCUAGUUAACUUGGAGUAUCCUCCAACGCAUUGAUCGAUUUAUUCAUGAACCUCAGGAAUUUUUCAUUAUUUUAAAAAUCAUUUUCUAGCUACUUAUUGUUCACAUGAUCAGCUUCAUGAGACAAAGCAUUUUCUACUGUAAUAUUAACAUGUCUGUCUGGUCUGAUCAUUAUUUAAAUGUAUACACCACAUUGCUGGGCCUUUUGCUCACAUCUUUAGUGCUUCAACUAUGAUUUACUGCGUACUUCAUUCAUCUUUUAUUUUACAACAGACAUUAGUCAGUGCCUUGUUCCUGUUUUUUUUCUCCCAACCCCAGAAUAUAGUGUGAUACUUUGAGCAUGACAUUCACUAUGACAUCUUCAGUUUUAUGUGGUUUAUUUUACAAGAACACAAUAUUGCACAUUACUUAGUCAUGGGGAAGGUACGUUAUUGGUACAAGACUUGGAAUGCACAUCAAGCUGUUGGGUGACAACCUAUUCUUUGCUUCCCAAAAGUCUGAUUAUUUAUUUAAAAAGGCAAUACUCAGAUAUUAAAGGCUGAUGGACAAUAUUUAUCUCAUGUAUGUGUGUGAUGAGGGAACUCUCGUCUUCACAAAAUGCUUGCAAACCAUGAAAGUAUAUAGUUGUUUAGAAAGAUAUAUUUAUAGUGUGGUAAAUCUAUUCAUGUACUCUUUCACUUCCCUUCAAAGAAGUAACAAGUUUAAUAUUAUGAUAGCAGUGGAAAUUAUAUUUGAGAAUAUUUAAUAUUGAAGAAUGUGUUAGAACACUGCCUUUUUACAGAGUUUCUGGGUUUGAAUGCAGCUAAUAAUUUUGGAGCCUUACUUGGAGUGACAAAGAAUCUAACAAAUGGAAAUGACACACUGAAGUUGUUUCAGUAUUGAGGGCAAAUAGAGAGUUUAAGAUGCUUGUCACACCCCAGAGAAUUGCCACUGGUGGCAUUAGCUACGAAUCCUCACACGGGGGAUAUGUCAAAAUUUAACGUUAUUGGGGCAAUGCAGGGGAAGCACUGAAUUGCACUGCUUCUGGCUUGAACCACACCUUAUUUUUUGUCUGUUUACUGGAAAAAAAAAUUAAUGAGUAAUAAUUGACAAAUCACAAUAGUCUCUGGAUGACAGAAAGGGAAGUAGUCUGCAGUGGAAACAGGAAAUUAAACUGUCUUAUUUGA